Molecule: messenger RNA, 249 nt
Organism: Haemonchus placei
Lineage: Eukaryota; Metazoa; Nematoda; Chromadorea; Rhabditida; Trichostrongylidae
Source: the annotation of a GenBank genome assembly
GUAUGGGUCGGUGAAAACCGGAAGCUAGCAGCCCUUGGAAUUGCUGUUUCGCACGGAGUUUCAUAUCAUGGUAUUGCGUUGAACUGUAACACGGAUUUGAGUUGGUAUGAUCACGUUGUCGGAUGCGGCAUUGAGGGAGCCGAAGCGACGUCCUUAAGUCGAGAAUGUUGUCGAGAUAUUUCUAUUGACGAAACGUUACCGAAAAUGGUAAAGCAGUUUGCGAGUGUGUUCAACUGUGAUGUGGUAUGA